This is a messenger RNA of Mollisia scopiformis, 817 nucleotides long. RefSeq lists its product as uncharacterized. The coding region runs from base 132 to 380 and encodes 82 amino acids. The record is from RefSeq and is a predicted model, not a curated record. Gene Ontology annotation, cellular component: mitochondrion. Gene Ontology annotation, biological process: mitochondrial respiratory chain complex IV assembly. NCBI's taxonomy places the organism in Eukaryota, Fungi, Ascomycota, Leotiomycetes, Helotiales, Mollisiaceae. The transcript is spliced from 2 exons.
GCACGGCAACUUCCGCUUGUGAACCCCGUCGUUCUCAACUUUUUGGGGAGCUGCACAACUGUGAUUGAGAUCACGCAUUCACUUUUACAAGGACUUGAUAAUCGGACAGGAGAAGAUUGGGGAUUGCAACAAUGUCUCGCACGGCGAAACUUACUCUGGCGGGCACGACGGCCUUCGCUGCUGCUACGAUUGUGUUUGUACAUUAUGGGCAACAAGCUGAGAAAGCUGCAAUGCACGCAGGCGUAGUACGAGACGUGGAGCAACAACGAGUCAAGAAGGAACGCCAGCUCGAUUUCGAUUUGCAAAGGGCGUUGGAAGAGGAAUAUAAGAAGGUGCAAAGUGUACAUGAUGGAGGGACAGUGUUGGAGAAGCCACGGUGAAAUGGCGGCUACGCUCUACAAAUCUCUCCUCUUUAUAGUAUCAUAAACUGUACAAGUACCUCGAGCAUUCCAGGCGUUGGAUGGGAUCAGGUCAUCUUCACUGUGCCGAACGAGCAAGGUUUCAAUACUGCAUUAUGGGAGUCGGGUGCUGAUAGAAUGGUCAUUCUGUCAUUAGCUCAUCUGUAUGAUCUCCCCCGAAAUCUAGAUAUGGUACAUUAGGGUCUCACGCAUCCCAAAUCUCGCUUGUCCCUUUUCUCCGCCGCAAACGAACGCAACCAAAUAUGCAGUCAUCCAUUUUGAGGCAGUCUUGCUCCAUCCCAAACGCCGUGAUAUGCAAAGACCACCACCGCGCAACCCCAUUUCCUGUACAUUCUCACCUCUCCCCUCUCGGUUUUCAGCGAACUGAAAUACCAGAUCUCUGGGUAAACAUUCUAGAU